Saimiri boliviensis boliviensis (Bolivian squirrel monkey) is the source of this 1252-nucleotide messenger RNA. RefSeq names its product ARF like GTPase 6 interacting protein 4 (gene ARL6IP4). The record is from RefSeq and is a predicted model, not a curated record. NCBI's taxonomy places the organism in Eukaryota, Metazoa, Chordata, Mammalia, Primates, Cebidae.
GCUCACUGCCAAGAUCUCUCUUGGCCCCUAGGGACACGAGUUUGUGAUCCCUGAAUCGCUGGGUGGGUACGUCGGAAAGACUAGGGUGCCUCAGCUCAGAGCCCGCAGUUUGAUGGAGAGGACAGGACCAGCCGGGUAGGAGGGCGGCGCGCGCGAGGGUCGACUUCUUCCCAGGGCACCGGGGACGCGAGUGCUGCGGGUGCGCGCCGAGAGGACAGCCUUGGAAGCGGGCUAAGCUUCGGCAGAGACAGACAUGAGGGGCUGCGGAGCUCGAGGGCCGGCGACCACGCUGGCCUCUGUAGGAGCCCGUAGCGCCAUGGCUCACAUGGGCUCCCGCAAGCGCUCGAGGAGUCGCAGCCGGUCCCGGGGGCGGGGGUCGGAAAAGAGAAAGAAGAAGAGCAGGAAGGACGCCUCAAGGAACUGCUCGGCCUCCGAAUCCCAAGGUCGCAAGGGCAGCGCGGCCCUCGGGGCGGAGGAGAGAAGCAAGCACAAGGCCCGGAGGAGACCACGAUCCAGCUCCUCCUCCUCUUCUUCCAGUACUUCUAGCUCUUCUUCCUCCUUGUCCUCCUCCUCUUCCUCCAGUGGUGGCCGGAAGAAGCGGGGGAAGCACAAGGACAAGAAGAGGAAGAAGAAGAAGAAGAAGAAGAAGAAGAGGAAGAAGCUGAAGAAGAAGGGCAAGGAAAAGGCGGAAGCACAGCAGGCGGAGGCUCUGCCGGGUCCCUCGCUGGACCAGUGGCACCGAUCAGCUGGGGAGGAAGAGGAUGGCCCAGUCCUGACAGAUGAGCAGAAGUCCCGAAUCCAGGCCAUGAAGCCCAUGACCAAGGAGGAGUGGGAUGCUCGGCAGAGCGUCAUCCGCAAGGUGGUGGACCCCGAGACAGGACGCACCAGGCUUAUUAAGGGAGAUGGCGAGGUCCUAGAGGAAAUCGUAACCAAAGAACGACACAAAGAGAUCAACAAGCAAGCCACCCGAGGGGACGGCCUGGCCUUCCAGAUGCGAGCUGGGUUGCUGCCCUGAGGGCCCUGGCUGGCCAAGGCCUGUGGACAGUGCUGGCAGCCCGGCCUGGGCAGGCCUCAGGGUGGCAAUGGGAAGCCUGAUGGGUGCUGGUGGCCUUUCCCCCAUGGAUUGGCCUCUGGCCCAGCCCAGCCUCUUCUCAGGGGCAGGAGGUGGAGGAUGGGGUUACUGGCCUGCUCAGCACCGCCAUCUGAAAGAGCAGUGCUUCCCAGCUAUUAAAGUCUCCCUGGUUUGAAACUC